GGGAUUAAUAAAUUUACGCGACAAGGACAUCUCAAAUCUACCUGGUACAACCCUAACCUACAUAUAGGUAGGUCAAUUCAAUGUUGUCAACAUAUGUACCUAACCUAGUACUAUGCACUUUUUCAUAUCAUCAACUCUAGUCUCUAGCACAUAACCCCUACACAACCUCAAGCAAACGAUCCCGAAACUUCCAAGCAUUCACCUCAAUCUCCAGUCCGCUAACUAUUUCGAUCGACAUAUCUGCUACCAUGUCUUGGGACUCCAAGUCCACUGUUAGGCGGCGUCAGAAUAGCACGGCAAGCUCUUCUAGAGCAUUACCUCUCCAUAUGCGAAAGCAGUCAAAACUACCACCACAACCUCGUUCCCCUCACGUUACCGACCCAUUUCUACAGAGCUUUCUUGCUCCGUCAUUUGACCCCACCGAAUACCUCAAUUCAACACUUCCACCGCUUCAGACUUCAACACAUUCCUCCUCAGCUCCAUUGGCAGAUCUGUCUGCUCACGCUCAGACCCAGAUUUCUCUACUGAAUGCCCACACAACAAGGCUAAUUGGUACGCUUAUUCAAUUGACGGAUGAUAUAUUACGAAGUGGGAGCCGUCUAGCAUACGAGGUCGAACUACUACGCGGCGAAACCCUAAGUUUAUCGGAGACCCUAUCGGAUGGUUUACACGAAGACGUUGCCAAGUUCAUCCCGAAUGGUAUACAGGAGACCAGAGAGACCAGGGCGGCCGGAGCCAGUCAAGCUAGUCACAGACGUGCAUCAGAGCCGACACCUCCCACGAACCUAGACUCCAUUCCACAGGAUGGCAACGACCAAGAUCCCUUGUAUAUAACCCAAUUACAAACCCUAACCUUGGUACGCUCGCGACUCGAUACCGUUGUCAAGACCUUUGGUGAAGCUAUGGAAUUUGUGUUUCCGCCCUCCGAGCUCUCGGUAAGCUCAUCAUUCCUAUCUGUCUCAGCGCCAGAGCCUGGGGUAGAAGCACAUAGUACGGAAGAGAAAGGACAGCAAGUGUUGAAGAAACUUAAAGAUGAGAUCUCGGGCUUGCUCGCCAAAGACAGCGAUCCGGUGGAAGGGAUCGAAAAGGCAGCUCGUCGUAUAGAAGAGCUAAAGGAGUUGACGAAGGUGUGGAAGGGAACGGCGGAAGAGAAAGGAAGGACAAAAUUCAUUGAUAGCCUGGCUAAAAUGGUUGAGGAUCGGCAUAAGGAGCUAUUGCGGGAGAUGGAACAGGCCGGACGUCGGGAUGGGAAAACAGACUUGGAUAGUAAUGCUAGGAAAGCUGCCACCAACUCGAAUGAAGGAGGUACGGAGAACAAACCACUAUAUGGCUUAAUGAGCCAGUUACAGAGGCUCCGGGCGGGCCUAUAAUGAUUCAACCGACCUGAAAUCCAAACUUAUAGGAGUUCUUUGACUGUGAUUUGUAUAGUGAAAUGUAUGUGUCAUAUGUGCCAAACGACUGACCAGGUGGCUUUUCGAUAGUAUGG
Molecule: messenger RNA, 1486 nt
Organism: Hypoxylon fragiforme
Lineage: Eukaryota; Fungi; Ascomycota; Sordariomycetes; Xylariales; Hypoxylaceae
Exons: 1
Coding region: 249-1370 (373 amino acids)
Source: RefSeq, a predicted model, not a curated record